Messenger RNA from Gastrolobium bilobum, 1011 nucleotides. RefSeq lists its product as uncharacterized. The transcript has a single exon. Gene Ontology annotation, molecular function: catalytic activity. NCBI's taxonomy places the organism in Eukaryota, Viridiplantae, Streptophyta, Magnoliopsida, Fabales, Fabaceae. The record is from RefSeq and is a predicted model, not a curated record. The coding region runs from base 1 to 1011 and encodes 336 amino acids.
AUGAAUAUUCUCACCUGGAAUUGUAGAGGGGCUGCCAAGAAAAAGUUCAAAGGCACCUUUACCAGAUUUAGGAAGAAACAUAGAGUAGGUGUGGCUGCUAUCCUAGAGCCAAGAGUUAGUGGAAAGAAAGCCAUUAGUAUUAUUCGUAGCCUGGGUUACACCAAUUACAUAGUUGCUGAUGCAAAGGGUUUUACUGGGGGUAUCUGGAUUGUGUGGAAUUCUAUUGAUGUCCAGAUUUCUCUCCAAAUUCUUCAUGAUCAAUUCAUUCACUGCUGGGUGGAAUUCCCUGAUACGAAAGGCUUCUUUUGGACUGCUGUAUAUGCCAAUCCUAAAGAGAAAAAUCGUAGGGUGUUAUGGGAAGAGUUGAAGCAAAUUGGAAGAACCAUGAAUGAUCCUUGGCUUCUCACUGGUGAUUUCAAUGAAAUUGUUUCAGCUUCAGAGAAGAGAGGUGGGGGGCCAAUUGAUCACAACAGAUGUCUUAGAUUCAGCAAUGUGUUGGAUUCGUGUGGUGUGAUGGAUCUUGGGGGUGGAGGAAAUAGGUUCACCUGGAAGGGACCUAAAUUUCUCAAUCUUGAUAGAGUUUACAAAAGGUUAGAUAGAGCAGUAUCUAAUGAGGUUUGGAGAGCUAAUUUUGAGGAAGCUGAUGUCUUGGUGUUGCCUAGACUUUUUUCUGAUCACAGUCCUAUAUUGAUCAGAUUGGAGAAUGAGGAACCCAAUUGGAGAGAGAGGCCUUUUUGUUUUUUGGCUGCUUGGUUUAAGGACCACAGAUUUAUUUCCUUUCUUAGGGAUAAUUGGAAUCAGUCUGCUUGUCUCUUGGAGAGUGUAAAUUCCUUUAUUCCUUUACUUAAGGAGUGGAAUAGGAAGGUGUUUGGCUUUAUUCAACACAGGAAGAACAGGGUGAUUGCUCGUAUGGAGGGUAUUCAAAGGCAACUCUCUUCUAAGAACAGUGUACAUCUUGAAGAGCUGGAGGCCAAUUUAAGAAGAGAGCUCUCUGAAAUUUUGGACCAGUAG